UCUCGUGGCGGAACUGUUUGUCCGGAAGCGUGGAUGAGGGCGGUGGGGCGUUGGUGUGUGCUGCGUCCGCUCCACGUUCUCGUGCUGUCAACAUGUGCAGCAUAGAUGAGGGUGACCUGGAGGAUAUCCGGUCCAAGGAGGAGGCAGACCGGCUGAAAUCAUCAGCUGUAACCCCCAGUGGCAGACCGAUGCUCUGCCAGAAGUGCCGCGAGGAGCCGGCUGUCCUUCUACUGCGCGUCAACGACAUCUACUGCCGCGGCUGCUUCCUGGCGGCCGUCACACACAAGUUCCGCUCGACGCUGGGCAAGUCCCGCCUGCUGAAGCCCGGCGAGCGCGCGCUGCUGGCCUUCUCCGGCGGCCCGGCCUCGUGCGUGCUGGCGCGCCUGCUGCGCGACGGCCUGGACCAGCCGGGCAGCAGGCAGCUGCGUCUGCAGCCCCACCUGCUGCACGUGGACGAGUCGACACUGCUGGCGGGCGCGGCGCCGGCGUCGGUGCUGCAGCUGGCCGCCGAGUACGACGUGCCCGUGUACCGGGCCGCGCUGGAGUGGGUGCUGACGCCCGACGGCGCACCCGUGGCUGAGCCCGUCCACCUGCCGCCGGAGCGGGUGACGCACGCCGCCUUCUCCAGUCCGGACGUCUCUCAGGGGGAGACGCCGCAGACGGCGACUCUGGAUGGCGCGCAGCAGAAGACGGCGUCAACGGCCGGCGUGGGCGGAGAGACGCCGGCCGACUCGGAGCAGCUGCGCCAGCGGCUCCUCCAGCUUUGGGAGGCCGCCGGAUCGACCACGGCGCGCGAGCAGCUGCUGGCACGGCUGCGCGGUGAGCUGCUGGCGCGCGCCGCGCGACAGCUGGACUGCCACCUGUUGCUGCUGGCCGAAACCGAAACGCGGCUGGCUGUUCGGCUGCUGGCCGACCUGGCCGGCGGUCGCGGCGCACACGCGCACCAGCUGACCGCGCUAGCCGACGAGCGGCACAGCGGCCUCCUGCUGCUGCGGCCGCUGCGCGAGCUGUCCGCCAAACAGGUAGCGCUGUUCGCGCACCACCGCGGCGUCCCGUUCGUGGCCGGCGGCGGGCUGGACACGCUCACGCCGGCCGACGCCAGCGUCGACCGCGCCACCGAGGCGUUCGUACAGGGUCUGCAGGCCGACUUCCCGGCCACCGUGUCGACAGUGUACCGGACCGGCACGAAGCUGGCGGCAGUGGGCGCGCUCGCGGCCGACUGCGCCCUCUGUCGGCUGCCGCUGGACACGGGCGGCGGCGCCGCGUCGGCUCUGCAGGCCACACGCUUUUCUCAGCUGGUCUCCGCCUCGGGCCCAGCCACUUUCGACCCUGGCCAGCUCGCCAGCGCCGCCGCGGUUGGCACCACCCUGCCAUCUGUCGGUGCUGAGGGAAGCUCUAGUUUGGAAGACUCACGCUGUAGCGGUGAAGCGUGUUGCGGGGAGGAAUGCGGCUCGUCCGGAUCCUGUGUCCGGGGAGGUGUUGCGCGCCCAGCUGUUGAGCUGUUUGUGCUACGGGUGUCAGCUGAUGGUCAGGGACAUGUCUGAUGUGGGUGAUCUGCCGCCGUUCGUGUGGAACGAGGUGACCUCCAGGAGCCGAUUGGAGAGGAUGCGCGCGGAGAUACAGGACUUCCUCAUCGACGACAGCUGAAGCAAAAUGGCCCCGUGUUGGUGCUUGAUGUGUGGUAUACUGAGGUGAUGCACCGUCAGUGACAGAUGCUGUGAUGCACAGUUUUGUCCGUCAUAUUUCGCAGACUGUCAAUAACAAUUGUCGAGACCUGUGUACCUUUAUGGGGAUCUGAUGCGAAAGCUCACACCCUUUUGUCCGGUGUUUUCCCUCGUUUGUGUUGUGACAGCAUCGAGGUGAUUAUCCCUGUGGAUGUGAUGGUUGCUGUCGGGCUAAGCCCCGAUUUUGGUUGUCUCCAAAAUGAACGGUUUGAGUGCUGAAAAGGCGCCAAAGUGAAGGGGGCAGCGGCUAUUUGCCCAUCACGUAACAGCCUAUUGCGGAUUACACACAUUACGAGGAAGCAAACACGUUUCCUCUAAAGCGUUUAGCUGCACAGCUCAAAAGUAUCCACUUCACUAUCUCGCUUUCAAUCUACCGUCUAGAGCGUUGGGCUAGACUGGGCGCGUCGUUACGGUGUCGGCAUCUGCCAUGGUAAUAUCAACACACGUGCAUCGCUUAAACGUGGCUGAAAACCACGAAA
Pollicipes pollicipes is the source of this 2203-nucleotide messenger RNA. It is a transcript of the gene Ctu2, whose product is annotated as Cytosolic thiouridylase subunit 2. Gene Ontology annotation, biological process: tRNA wobble position uridine thiolation. The coding region runs from base 93 to 1544 and encodes 483 amino acids. Gene Ontology annotation, molecular function: tRNA binding; sulfurtransferase activity. The transcript is spliced from 2 exons. The record is from RefSeq and is a predicted model, not a curated record. Lineage: Eukaryota; Metazoa; Arthropoda; Thecostraca; Pollicipedomorpha; Pollicipedidae. Gene Ontology annotation, cellular component: cytosol.